Molecule: messenger RNA, 456 nt
Organism: Candidula unifasciata
Lineage: Eukaryota; Metazoa; Mollusca; Gastropoda; Stylommatophora; Geomitridae
Source: the annotation of a GenBank genome assembly
AUGGCACAUUACUUCAGUGAAUCUCAGAUUGAUGCUUUCAAAGAAUGCUUCUUCUUCCAUGUGAGGAGCGGCUACAUCAGCAACGAGGGGGAUCUCUCCAUCAUCAUCCGCUCACUGAAUUAUUGUGUCACCAAGGAGGAGGUCCACAAUUAUUUCACCAAGGCUACAGCCUCUACUGACAGGAUCGACUUUGCCUCAUUCUUGAACAUCAUGCACGAACACUCACAGAUUGAGAACAAGCAGAAGGAGCUGAAGGCUGCACUUAUAGCACAGGAUCGAGAGAAGAGAGGCUACGUCAAUGCUGUCGAACUCCGACACAUCCUCACCAACAUUGGGGAAAAACUCAGCAGUAAAGAGGUUGACUCCUUGUUCCGGGAAGCUGGGGUGCAGGCAAAUGGCCAGGUUAACAUAUCCAGUUUUGUGGAUACUAUCAUGACCCCAUCGCCGGAUUACUGA